Molecule: messenger RNA, 10893 nt
Organism: Lytechinus pictus (painted urchin)
Lineage: Eukaryota; Metazoa; Echinodermata; Echinoidea; Temnopleuroida; Toxopneustidae
Product: AT-rich interactive domain-containing protein 1A-like
Exons: 15
Coding region: 1-6567 (2188 amino acids)
Biological process (GO): chromatin remodeling; regulation of transcription by RNA polymerase II; positive regulation of DNA-templated transcription
Cellular component (GO): brahma complex; nucleoplasm; SWI/SNF complex
Molecular function (GO): nucleosome binding; DNA binding
Source: RefSeq, a predicted model, not a curated record
AUGAGGUGUGUAAAUUACCCUGCCACUGAUCAACCAUCCUGUAUUAUUUCUCCCUCACUCCAGGACCUAUCAGGAUCAUUAGAUGAUCUUCCUACAGGAUGUGACUUCAACAGCCAGUCAUCGACUUCAUCAGGAGGGGCAGCAGCAGCGACAACGACUGGUUCAGCAGCGGGUAACUCCAGCAGCCAUGCCACCGCCAACACAAGCAGCAGCUCUACCAACCACAGUGGAAGUGGGGGUUCAUCCACGUCUACCGCUCCACCCCUCUCUCCCGCCACCUCAGUGCAUUCGGUACACUCGCCCCAUGUGCAUCCUUCCGUCACGGCCCUCAGACCUUCCCCUUCACCUGUAGGAUCACCUUCUAGCCAUUUAUCACGCUCUUCUCAAUCGCCAGCUAGUGUUCAUGGUGGGUCAAUGACACCUCAGCCAUCUCAGCCUCCUUCUAACACACCGGAAGCUCCUUCACAGACACCACCAUCAGCUUCAGCAGAUAGCAGAGGAUACAAUCAGCAUGGGAUGAACUGUGGUAAUAGCAGUGGUACUGGUGGUUCGGCACAAAAGCCCCCUCCUUACAAUAGCCAGCAAGGACCUGCUUCCAAAUUGCCUUCCCAGAAUCCUUCAGGUGGGAUGGGCGGGGGCCCGCCCCAGUAUUGGGGCUACCAGGGCCAAGGUGGCGCUGGUGGCACUGCUGGUGGUUACUACAACCAAAAUAUGAGUCAUUAUAACCAGCAAGGUAACUAUGGAAGGCAGACAGGGCCACAGGGAUAUGGUGGUCAUCAUGGCAAUGUACCGAGCUCUGCACCAAACAACUCUGGCAACAUGAGCUAUGAGCAACGGAUGCGAAACAAUAGUAGUGGUAGCAGUGGUGGGGGUAGUGGUAUGAAUAUGGAAAACAACUCUCAACAUAGUGGAUACAACUCAAGCAACAUGCCCAAUGCUAGCCAUGGGAUGGGAGCUAACAACCAAUCUGGACCUAACAACAUGAGCCCAAAUGUAGCACGUGGUGGACCAGGCAUGAGCCCAACGUACGGAUAUGGACCAAAUGCUCAAGGGCAGAUACAUAGGACAGAUAACAUGGGCUCCGGCCCUUCUCCUGGACUUUCCCCCGGUCCGUCUCCAGGACCUGGUGGGGUGGGGGUCGGUGGAGGAGCUCAGGCAGCAGCUGCAGCUGCUGUUGCUGCCGCCGCAGCAAGCUCUGCCCACCUCAGCAAGAGGAACCAGUACCCUUUGAACCAGCAGAUGCAAGGACAGCAACCGCCUCCACCACUCCCCAACCAGCAGCAGGGUUCAUUUCCCCAAUCCUUUCCCCAGCAGCAGCAGCAGCAGCAGCAGCAGCAGCAGUGGAACCAGCAGUCCUUUAGGCAACAUCAACAGUACAGCCAGGGCAAUGGUCCCCCGUUUUCUGGCGGUGUGCCACCGACAAGUGCAGACCAAACAAACUUUAACCAAAUGCCUUCUUCAGUGCCCAAUGAUGCUAUGCAUGGAUACAUGCAUCCUAGUUCUGGUAACCAGAUGCCACCUCAUACAGCUGCAACUACAAUAGCCAACACUAAUUCUGGAAGCAACAGUACGUCAGUAACCCAGAGUAUCACAACUCCAGUAGCAUCCUCUGUCAGCUCACUCACACCAAGCACGGCCAGCGAAUCGAGUAGAGAUGCCGGCACUCCUGGAACACCUCAUUCGAUUAUCAAGGAGGAAAAUGUAUUGUCCAGACCACCAUCAGUUCAUUCCAGACCGUCACCUUUAGCUUCACCUGGGGCGAUGAGUAAAUCCUCCCAGGAAGACAUGGCUAAUACCCCUAGCCCUGGGAUGGGUAUGCAACAGGCAUCAGGACCAGGACAUCCACCACAGCCACACCAACCUCCCCCUCCCUACCCUGGUAUGUACCACCAACAACAUCAGUCCCUUCCCCACCCCCAGCAUCACCCGCCACAACAUAUGCAGCAGCAACAUCAUCCACAUCAACAGCAGCAUCAUCCUGGCCAACAGCCACCAACACCACAACAUCCUGGCCAACAGCCACCAACACCACAACAACCUGGCCAACAGCCACCAACACCACAACAUCCUGGCCAACAGCCACCAACACCACAACAUCCUGGCCAGCAUCCACCUCCGCAACAUCCUGGGCAGCAGCCGCCAUACUCACAACAACCACCAACUCCGCAACAGCAACAAGGAGCUGCUGCUCCAGUCACUCCACAACCAGCACCUACCCCCAAAACAACGGCAUCUUCAACAACGACAACCACCACUUCGAAGUCGAAGAAGGGGCAAUCGCAGGAGCCUGCUAGUAAACUUACCAGUCUGAACUUGCCUAAAAAGUUGUACAAGCUGUACGAGUUGUGCCCUCACCCGGAGAGACGCGCUUUUCUGGAUCGUCUCUUCAAGCUAAUGGAGGAUAGGGGCCAGCCCAUCCGCACCAUGCCACAGAUCAGCAGUCACGUCCUGGAUCUCUUCAAGCUCUACAACACUGUCAAAGAUAGGGGUGGUGUUAUCAAGGUGUCGAAGAGCAAGCAAUGGAAGCAGAUUGCAAUUGAAAUCUCUGUAGGCAACUCCAACAGUGCGGCCUUUACGUUGAAGAAGAACUACAUCCGUCACUUGCUGGCGUACGAGUGCCUCUUUGAUAGGGGUGGUAUAGACCCACAGCAGAUCCUAGCAGAGAUUGACACUACCUCCACAAAGAAGUCAAAAGACUCUUCAUCAGCAGCGGCAGCAGCAGCAGCAGCAAUGAAUCAUCACCCCAAUCCUAGUGAUCCCUACUCACAGUUUGGUCCUCAGGGAGGCAAGCCAGGCUUUCCACCCAUGCCCAACCAGAUGCAUGGCUAUGGCCCGCCCUCCAUGUACGGAAACAACAUGGGGCCCAUGGGUCCACAUAUGGCUCCACGUCCGAACAUGCCCAACAGCAACGUCCCUGGUAACAUGCAUCCUGGAGGCCCAGGCGGGGACAUGACAGCUAACAGCGUGAUGGUGUGUGACCCUUUUUCAGAUAUGGACUAUCAGCAUGGUGGUCAGCAGCAGCAACAGCAACAAGGACCUUACCCGGGACAAAAUGCAAUGAAUGGUUCUUUCCCGCCCAACAGCCAUGCUGCCAUGAACCACCAGUUUAAUAGGAACAAUAUGGGAGGAGGGCCACCCAGUGGUCCGGGGGCGUCAGGUGGAGGAAACAAUAUGCCCUUUGGAGGACCCCCAGGGCCUGGAGAGUCUGAUCCGUAUUCCAUGCCAAACAGGAACAUGCCUUGCAACGACCCAUACGCAAUGAACAGCUACACGAGAAGGGGUAACGUGGAUCCCUACAGCGGCGGAGGUGGUGGUGGUGGUGGUGGAGGAGGAGCAGGUGCUGGCCAGGGAUCUGGUCCGAUGAACCAGGCCAAUGCUGGGCAGUAUGCUGGAGGAAACCACCCACCUGGUGCUCCAAACUUUGAUCAAAACAGGUACAGUGCAUCACCUACAACGCACAUGACACCAAGUCCUAAUCAAGGACCACCAUCAUCGGGUCAGAUGCCUCCAUUCUCCAGUUCCUCCACACCAGACCCACAGCAGCAGCCUCCAUUUACUUCCCGCUUUGGCUCCAGCUCCAGGCCUACCACACCCAGUGACUCUCAUACCUCGGCUUCCUCAUCCCCAUUCCUUCCCCCGCCAUAUUCUGCAGCUGGGCCUUCACCGGCUAAGCAGUCGCAAGGUCAGCAGCCACCUGCAAUGAGUCAGGCCAGCCCGAGUGUUCCACCAUCUCAACCCGCCCAGUCCCAGCAGCAGCAGCAAAUGCCACAGAAGCCACCAACCCCGACCCCUACCCCGCCAAAAGGUCAAACCCCUCCACAGCCUUCACCACAGUCUGGGCCUACUUCCCAACCAUCAGGACCUCCAGCUCCAGGUCAGCAGCAGUCACAGUCUGGUGGUGUGCCUCCAUCAAGUCAGCCUCCUCCACAGUCUUUUGGCAAUGAUCCAAUGAGAAUGAAUUUUCCCCAGAAAAGACCAAGUGAUGUCUUUCCACCACCCCCCAAGCGGCCAGACUUCAUGGGGCCAGGCCAGCACACCGGGGAUGGGAGCCACGGCAGUGGACCAGGCUUCCAUGGUAUGCCUCCUUACAGCUCGCAGCAGGGAAACUUCUCCCAGGGUGGGUACGGCAGCAGCGACAGGCCCAUGGGCCCAAGCUCGUUCCCGCCCGUGUACAACGACAGACAACAAUCACCACACCCCCCUCAUGGCCCUGCCCUAGGUAAUCCUGUAAACUCCUACCACCCGCCGUUUUUCAAUGAACCCGGACCCUGGCCAGCAUCUAGUUCAGGUAUGGAUGGUCCACCCAUGGACAUGUACAACCAGAGACACGCCCCUACCCCUUCACCUCGCAAUAUCCCUGGUCCAGGCCCUCCUAUGAGGGAACCAGGCUGGCUCAAUUCUAACUAUCCCUUUCCCUCUGAUCAAGGUGCUAAGCGAGACGGGAUUCCACCGGAAGGAUACGGCAAAGGCAUGCCUCCACCACCAGCCUCCAGCCACUCUGGUCUUGGUCCAUCUCCAUCCUGGGGCAGCGUACAACAGCGUCCACCAGCUAGCAUGAUGAAUCAGAGUCCAUUCACUGGGGCCCGGACGCUCCACUCUGUCCUCACUCAGGGAAUGCCACCUCGUGGUAGCAGUCAUCACCCGCAUCCCAUCUCCAGCAUGCAGGGAAUGAAGCCUCCUCAUAAACCACAGCAACCUGUGUAUGCAUCAUCACAGCAGAAGAAAGAGAUGACUUUUCCCCCAGAUUCAGUGGAGGCCACUCAACCCAUAAUUGUCAAGACCAAACGCAAGACAAGUAAAGAUAUUGGUGCUGUGGAGGCUUGGAAACUGAUGAUGUCCCUAAAGUCAGGCCUGUUGGCAGAGACCACCUGGGCUCUAGAAGUUCUGAGUGUCCUACUCUUUGAUCACCACACCGUGAUGUACUUUGAUCUCAAGCAAAUGAAAGGACUCUUGGAGAUUGUCUGUGAACAUUACAGAGCCCUCCUUAUUGAGAUGUUUGGUUGCUUUGAAGAUCUUGAAAUAAGGACUAAAAGCCAAUUGGAACGUCGCAUCCAAUCUUCAAAGACAGAGGUCAAGGAAGAGAUCAAAGAAGAGGUUCAGGAUGAGGAGAGUGAUGAGGAGAAGCUUGAAGACAAUGUGGUAGAGAAUGAUGUUGAUAUUAAUGGAGAGUGCACAAAUGAUAAGACUGAAGCAGAGCUUCUUGCGGAAGCAGCCGACUGUGCUGAUGUGGAGAGAUUGCGUGGUGUUGACAAAACAAAACCCAUCAAGUUUGAUGGGGUACAAAGCGGAUACUUCUGCAACCAGCAAGAAUGGGACGUGCACGAAGGGUUCGAUGCUGGUUCGUUACAUUGGCAGGAAGGCGGAGGAGAAAUGACCAAACAUAUUUUGCGUGUUUUUGAGAGGAUUGAAUCGGACGAGGACAAAGAGAAUAGUGAUGCAAGACGGACCACAAUAGAGUGGUUAAGACAUUGUAGUGAAGAAUUGAAGGCAAUCAGAGACUUCGAUGUUGUAGAGGAAGAAAAGCAUGUAAUAUAUGUUUCUGAAUCUCAGAAAAAGAAAGGGGAGGUCGUACUGGAAGAUGAAGAGCAGUUUGUCAAUGAUACCCCUUCACUGGUGACAACAUCUGAUAUGCAAAAUGCAUUUGGACAACGCUGUGUCUGUGUUUCCAAUAUAAUCAGGAGCUUGUCAUUCAUACCUGGUAAUGAUCUUGAGAUGGCUAAACACCCAGGUCUCAUCACAGUGCUUAGUCGCAUCCUUCUUCUACAUCAUAGUCAUCCACGCAGGAAAGAGCUGCCCCAAACCUAUGACCGUGAUGACCAGGAAGACUUGGAUCUAGAGUGCCCUAUUACCAACUCUCACAGAUGGUGGUGUGAACACCUAGAGUGCAUGCGGGAAAAUGCACUUGUUACCAUCACCAACUUGGGUGGUGUCCUGGACAUGUCAAAAUAUGUUGAAAGUGUGACUCUACCUAUGCUAGAUGGACUUCUGCAUUGGGCAGUGUGUGUGUCGGCCUGUGCUCUUGAUCCGUUCCCAACCAUGUCUAGUGACUCUCCCCUAACCCCUCAGAGAUUAGCUAUUGAAGCUCUUGCAAAGCUCAGCAUCCAAGAGAAUAAUGUGGACAUGAUCCUUGCCACUCCGCCGUUCCACAGACUCGAGCGCCUCUAUGCCACCUUGACCCAGUACCUCGGUGAACGUUCAGAUCCUGUCAUGCGGGAGCUCUCGUUAGUCCUUCUCAGCAACAUUGCUAGGUCAGACAUGACGGCUAGCCGUGCCAUCGCCACCAAGAACUCUGUUGUCUCAUUCCUCUUGCGCUACAUUGAGGACAGCGAGUACACCAUGUCCUGUGAGAAGAAUUCGCCUCACAUGAUAAACCCUGAUCUAGCGAAGCCCAGUCAUGACAUGAUGCGUAGGGCUGCUGAUGCUCUUGCAAGCUUGGCUCGAGUCCCAACCAACAAGGCGCUCUUCCUUCAGCAUCAGAACAGACUGCUUAAUCUCUCCAUGUCACCUCUUUUAGACUCUGAAGUUAAGGAGAGAGUAGCAAGUGCAUUAUUUGAAUUGGCACUUUGACCAAAAUACCUUAUAAAGAUGAACUCUGUGGAUUAAUUUCUCAUAUUAUAAAUUUCUUUGGAUUGUAUUUGUGAAGAUGCUGUGAACACAACAGACUUCUCACUCUCUUAAAUUAUGGUGAACAGCAUCUUUUAAUUCUGAUAUUUUACUCUGGCUUCAUUAUUGUUCUUUGGUGAUGAUUUUUUUGUAGGAAUAUUAGUUGCAAUCUUUUGGUAGAACACUGGGUUGGAUGUGGUACUGAUGUAAUUACAACAUUCCUAUUGACAUUCUUUGAUUGUAAUUGUCAGUUAUUGAAGGUUACUGCAACUUUCCUUCUUUGCUUUUUUUUUUUUUUUAGAUGCUACUGUGUAGCCUCAACAUAAAUUGGUAAAUUUGUUUAAAUAUCCUGCUCCAUGUUAAAUGCUAAUGUUUAUAAAGGACCUUGGUAGAUAUGAAUUGAUACCUUGUAAGAUUUUCAUAUUUUAGUAAAAACGAUCCUUGCCUGUCCAGAUUGUGAUAUUAAUAUUUAUUUCAAGUGAAGGAAUGGGAUUGCAUUUGAAAUCACUUGUCAUUCUGAAUUGCUUUUGGGGUUAUGUAGACUGUAAAAAUGUAAGCAAGCAAGCUAUCUAAAGCUUUCUGAGACAUCUGUGUGAUGGGGAAGCAUUUAUUCCUAGGGUCUGAUGAACUCUAGAUGUUGUUUACAUCUUGCAUAUGUUAUGUCAAUUGAUAAUGCUGUUUGUUCACCCAAUGGAAUGUAGUGAAGGUUGUUUAUUAAUUUGUGCAUGUCUUUACAAAUGAUAGGAAUAUGGCAGGCUUUUUUUUCCAAUCUCUUUAAUUCUCAUUCAUUUAUAGGAAAAGAUGGUAACGUCAAAAGUGUUGGUCAUUAUUCCAGUUUUAUUACAUAUGUCCAUAAGGCUCUUCGGAUAUGGUUUAUAUGAAAUAAAAGUAUGUUUAGUUUGUUUCAUUUUAUUUGGGGUCCUGACUGAAAUGAAAAUAACUUCAGAUUUUUUUCCCCCCAUUUUGGUAUGAAAUAAUCUCUAAAGCAUGGAAUGGACUGAAAAUAUCAGGAUAUAAUCUUUUGUUUGUAAUGAUUUGCAAUCACGAAAUUUACAAGAUACUUGGAAGAGGUCUAAGAAUGUAAUGGAAUGUCACAAAUGACAAUCUCAUACGAUUCCUUUUAUUUAACCUGUACCAAAGUUUUAGACAGGUUCUAAAAUAGAUCAGUUAACAUUUUCUUUCUUUUAUAAAAGCAAACUCUUUGAGAACAAGGUAUUUUUACCACGAUAGACUAUUUGAGAAACAGUCACAAUUUGAAAUAUAAUUUUUUUUUAAUUUUGGCUCAAAUUUCAGCACUUCAUAUUCUGAUCAUUUGUUAAGUCAUGCACCUGAACUCAACUUGAUAUUGACCUUAAUAUAAUAUAAUUUGUUGAUUAUCCCUUUGUGUUGGUAAUGGGUAGGAAUCAAAAUGACUAUUUGUCAAAUACUGUGGAAGAAGAUAUUUGGCCAUGUCAAUGUGUAAUCUAUAAACGGUGCUUAAAGUGUAUGUCAAGUCAAAUUUAUUCAUGUUGUGCAAUCCUCAAAUAUCUAUUUGAUUUUCCCUGAAGAGUUCUAUUUUCAUUUUCUUCUGAAUUUUUUUCUAGUGAUUCUAUUCUUCAAGUAUAGGUUGCAUCUUAAUAUUUUCUCAUUCCAUUUUAUAUACCGUAGUACAAUUCAUUUUGUAUGAAUUUCCAUUUUCCAGGUCUUUAGAAUAACAGAUAAAGUAAAACACUGUAAACAUUAAUCAAAUCAGCUGUUGCUAUGCUAAGACAUACAUUUUAUGAAGAAAUACAUUGCUACUUGAAUGCACAGAUCUUGGUUAGUUCAGGCAGUGUUUGUAGGCUUUUAUGAGAUGUAUACAAAUCAUAUUCUACGGGGCCCGUCGGAGCAUUGCAAUAACACAAGUGCCUGAAAAAGAAAGACUACCGAUUCAUACCAGUGCAUAUCACUGUAUAGUGGGGGAAGACUUACAAAAAGAAAGAAAAUAUUGAAGCACAAGCAUGGUUUGUAGAUGCUGGAUUUUUUAAAAUUCUUUUAUUGAUAUGUGUGAUAAUGAUUGUAUUUACCAUGUAAGAAAACCAUUAUCAAUAAGAAACAAAGGUUCAAGCAUUCUCUUUUUGCAUAGACGCAAUAUGAAAGCUGAAUGAACCUUUUAAAUUCAGAGCCAAAGUUGAAGUCAUGGAAUUUCAAAGGGAAACCAAUUGAUUUUUAUCAGUGAUUUUCCUAAAGCCUCAGUUUGCUUAAUCUUGAAAAUUUAGCUCAGUCAUCCCACUGCGUCAUUAUUUGCAAGAUUUGAAAACCCCCAUCUCCAUCGGUACAAUUGUGGGAAUUCUCAUGUGAGCGCGGAAUGAGACUUUGGGCUGCGAAACAGGCCUAUAUUGGGUUACAUGUUUGAUAAGCAUGCAAUCGUAUACCAAGUGCAUAAUACCCAACUAUUACUAACCGGAAAAACUAGUGAAAUAACUUAUUUGAAAACGGUUCUAAGUUAACUUGGGAUUGUGAUCCCAAGAUCAAGUCAACAAAACAUCCUGCUAGUUUUGUCUUUAUUUUACACAAAUCUCAAGAUUGUUUUGGUAGGGAAAUUUUGCUGUACCAGAAAUUGCUGGAUGAUCUGAAAACUAAGGCUUACGGAGAUGCACCUACUUUUUACGUUUUAAAAACCUCCGAGUUAAGAGAACUUUUAGAAAUCUAUUCUUGCAUAUAGCCAUAAGCCAAUUAAGAUUGACUUGUUAACAAAGCAAUGUUGCUGCAAGUUUUGAGUUGAAUUAAAUUUGUCAAGCCAAAGUUUAUUUUGAAAGAUUUCUUAUUCUAAUGAAGUCUGUCAGAAAACUUUAUAACUAAAUCUAUUUUCGUCACUCGAAGUUAUCUAAUGAAUAAGAUAUAAGCAGAGACUAUUUCGUAGUUUGCACAGAUAUUAAAAUAAACAAUAUAUGGAUCUAAUUUUGUACUUAAUUUAAUAUAAUUGUAUUGUGCUGCUACUUGCUGCAUGGUUAAUUUAAUAUUCACAGAAUCAUGGAAUUUGACCAAGAUAUGCUGAUGGUAACGACCCAGAAGAAUUUAUUUAUAUUAGCUGCACCAUUUACACAUUUGAGCGAGCAGAGACAACUUUAUUGCUUUACUGACUAGUUGCACCGCCUAGACAAGAUGAAUAUGAUGUAUAAUGACUGCCUGAAUACUGGAAGUAUAUGAUUAGCAUUGGAUGGGAGAGGGCAUAAAAGGGGUAGUGGGUAAUCGGGAUUGGAGACUAGUGUGGAAGAUUGUUUUUAGAUGAAUUGUGUAUAGGACUAUUUUUGUAAAACUUGAAUUUUUUGUCAAUGUUCUCAAUUUCUCACAAGCAUUUGUUCCAAGAUAGAUUUGUAAAGAGGAAAAUGUCAUGGUGCUUUCAUUACAUACAAAACGAGUUAUCCUUCUCUUAUCUUUCUCUCUCGCUCCGAUUUCUAUCUCUGUAACUUCAUUCUUUUCGAGACCUCUGCAGUUGUCUUCUAGUUUUUGAGAUGUCUUCUAGAAUUCAAAUGCAGUUUGAUAUGUAUAAACUUUAUUCUUUCGUUGUAAAGAUUUUUUUAAAUGAUACUUCAAAAUGGCAUAUGUCUGCGAAGAAUUCAUCGCAGGGUGUGUUUGUACAUGUAGGUAGGCGACAACAUUGAGUCGCAAAGAGCUGCAGGAAGUUCCAGAGGAAAAAGACCAGCCAGAGAUAUCUCGCUGACCAGAUUUUAAUUUUUGUCUUCAUUUAUUUAAGGAAAUGAUCAAAAUAAAAGAGAAAAGAAAACAUUUGCCUUUUCAUGAUACAAGUGUAAUUCUUUGUAAAGAUGGGAUAACUGUACUAAGAAAAGGUGUUUUGAUUUAUACUUGAGGCAGAUAUGUAAUAUAUGUUUUAUCUAGUGAAAAGUGAUUACAUUGAACUGAACUUGUUGAUUUGUGCGUACUUUGAUAUGUUCUUUUAUGUUUUGUGUAUAUGUUUCAUCUGGAAGUUAGUUUAGUUCAGUGUACAUCUUACGUUGGUCCCAUGUGCAAACUUGUCUUUGAAGGAAAACAGAACACUCUACAGAGGAAUUUUCAUAUUGUUUUUGUGUAGUAUCUAAUGUAGCUUUAGAGACAAUUUUUUUUCAUUGUGUAUGUUUCUAGACAUGGAAUCUCUUGAUGUUUGAUGAUGAAGAAAAGAGAAAUUUAAAUUUAAGUUGUGUAAUUCCUUAACCAAGUGUGUUGGGGAAUAUUGUAUAGGCUGAUGAAUUAUACAGUACAUUUUUUGUUUCUGUACAUUGCCUGUAACAAGAUAACACAAGUUUAUACGUCAACAUGAAAUAAAAUUGUAAA